Messenger RNA from Pezoporus occidentalis (night parrot), 3114 nucleotides. It is a transcript of the gene FRMD7, whose product is annotated as FERM domain containing 7. Lineage: Eukaryota; Metazoa; Chordata; Aves; Psittaciformes; Psittacidae. Gene Ontology annotation, cellular component: cytoskeleton. Bases 648 to 2684 code for a protein of 678 amino acids. Gene Ontology annotation, biological process: regulation of neuron projection development. The transcript is spliced from 12 exons. Gene Ontology annotation, molecular function: guanyl-nucleotide exchange factor activity. The record is from RefSeq and is a predicted model, not a curated record.
GACAUGAGUUUUCAGGUGUGGAAUGGGAACCAGGCUCAUCGAGGGCUCAUAGGACUUCACUGCCCUGCCGAAGCGGGGUGGGAGCUGGGAGUUCCUGCUGUGCCUCCCUAGGAAGGACUCUCACCUGGUUCCACGUUCAGCUGCAAACACGUCCCAGUGAAGCCCAUCAGUGCAUCCGCCUGCUCUGUCCUUACCUGCCAGCCUCAUGGAGCCAGCAGUAGGAUGGGCUUUCAGUGCACCUGCCCCAGGCUAGGGACAAGGUGCUGCCUGGUGCUCGCUGCCUCUGACAGCAGGCACCCACCUCAUCCCCCUGACCCCAUGGUACGAAGCAUGGGCUCGCUUUGCUCCUCGCCCCCUGCAGAAGCUCAGUGUUUAUCCAACCCCCACUGGUGCCCCUCUCGCACAGCGUUUCCCCCGUUAACACACCCAGAAAGCAUCCUGCGGUGCAGUGGUGACAUUAAACCAGGGGAGGUGGCCGGGUUUCUGUUCUGAAGCUGUCAGUCCCCUCGCUCCAGCCUCCGCUCCGCAUCCGUGACUUCCCCACGCAGCUGCGAGGGACAUUAUGUGUGCAAGAGGAGUCGGGGCUGCCUGCCCGGCGCGCUGCUCACAUCGCUGGGACCACUGCACGCGCAGCCACGGCCCCCAGGAUGCUGCACCUCAAAGUCCAGUUUCUGGAUGACUCCCAGAAGAUCUUUGUGGUUGAUCAAAAGUCCUGCGGGAAAGGGCUGUUCAACCUCACCUGCAGCCACCUCAACCUCACCGAGAAGGAGUACUUUGGGCUGGAGUUUCGCAGCCAGGCUGGGAACCAGGUCUGGUUGGAAGCACUGAAGCCCAUAACAAAGCAGGUCAAAAAUCCUAAGGAGGUUCUUUUCAAAUUUAUGGUGAAAUUUUUCCCAGUGGACCCCGGCCACCUGAGAGAAGAGCUCACCAGGUACCUCUUCACCCUCCAGAUCAAGAAGGACCUGGCGCAGGGGCGGCUGCCCUGCAGCGACAAGAGCGCGGCGCUGCUCGUGUCCCACCUGCUGCAGUCCGAGCUGGGUGACUUCCACGAGGAGACGGACCAGGAGCAUCUGGCAUCCCACAGGUACCUGCCCAACCAGGAGUACCUGGACCACAAAAUCAUGCACUACCACCGGAGACACAGCGGGAAGACGCCGGCCGAGUCGGAUGCUCAGCUGCUGGAUGUGGCCAGGAAGCUGGAGAUGUACGGGAUCCGUCCGCACCCCGCCAGCGACGGCGAGGGGCUGCACAUCAACCUGGCCGUGACACACAUGGGGGUGCUGGUCCUGCGGGGCAACACAAAGAUCAACACCUUCAACUGGUCCAAAAUCCGCAAGCUGAGCUUCAAGAGGAAGCACUUCCUGAUCAAGCUCCACGCCAACAUCGCAGCACUGUGCAAGGACACGCUGGAGUUCACGAUGGCGAGCCGCGAUGCCUGCAAGGCGUUCUGGAAGACGUGUGUGGAGUACCAUGCCUUCUUCAGGCUGUCCGAGGAGCCCAAGUCAAAGCCCAAAGCUCUUCUGUGCAGCAAGGGCUCCAGCUUCCGCUACAGCGGCAGGACGCAGCGGCAGCUCCUGGAGCAUGGGAGGAAGGCGAAGAAGAGCCUGCCCUUCGAGAGGAAGCACUACGCAUCCCGCUACGACGAGAGGCAGUGCCGCUCCUCCCCGGACCUCCUGACCGACGUCUCCAAGCAGGUGGAGGAGCUGCGCCUGGCCUACGGCAGCCGCGGCUCCUACCAUGCCAAUGGGGCGCACGCCUCGGAGCCCACGCUGGACACCCAGCGCCGCAGCUCCGCCGUGGAGGUGACGUUUGCCGCCGAGCUGGAGCGCUCCAAGCCCGAGGCGUCCGCAUCCUUCCUGCCCCACUCCAAGAGCUCGUUCGCCUUCCCCCUGCUCUACGCAGAGCUGGAGCAGGAGCGGGCAUGGGAGCCCCCCGACCUCUUCGGUGCCAGGACCCCCCUGACGUCCUUUCGGCCCCACCAGCAUUUCGCUGGGAACAACAAAAGCACCUCAGUGGGCAACAUGCGGGAGGUGAGCGCCCGGCCGCUGGUGUACCUGGACGUGCCGUGUCCACCGCCCGCGGCCGCCCCGGCCCCGCAGGUCCUCUUCUACAUGGACGUGGCCCCACAGCCCCCAUGGCAUGCGCUGGCACCCGGUGAGGACGCAGCAAAGCACCCCAGGCAAAGCCCGAUGGGGCCCCGGGGCAGGGAGCUGCAUCGCGAGGCUGCGUGCAUGGGGAGAACAGGGCAGAGCAGGUCUCUGGCUCACUCCUUCGAUCACGGCCUCCAGGAGCAGCCCCCCAAGCGCUCCUGGAGCCAGUCGGACAUGAAAACCAUCCGCUUCCCCUUCGGCUCCGAGUUCCGGCCGCUGGGGCCGUGCCCUGCGCUGAGCAGCAGCAAAGGGGGAGCCUUUUGGCCCGUGCCUGCGCCGCGGGGGCCGGGGCCGAGGCGCUCCACGGAGCGGUACCUGGGCAGCAGCACCGAGUCCAGCGACUCCGACCCCGACCUCCUGCCCUCCGAGCACUGCUCCCUGUACGGCCGCGUGCUGCGGGCACCCGUGGCCCGCGUGAGGCUGAGCUCCGGCAGCCUGCAGCUGGAUGAGGAGGAGGAGGAGGAGGAGGAGGAGGAGCCCUUCGCCACCCGCGCUGCGGGGGACAGCACGGGCAGGUCCAGGUAUUUCACUUAGGGGCCUGGCAGCGGCAGGAGGGGCUGGCCCUGACCUGGGGCCGCAGGAGGGUGAGGCUCCCGCUGUGGAACAGUGAUGGGCUGCCCUGGGUGGGGGGUUAGGGGCAGAGGAUGUGUUAAUGGACAGCAGGGCAGGGGGCAGAAGUACCCAACCCCUACACCCCAGGGCACAGCAGAGGGGCAGGAUCCCCUCCCCGAGCUGCUGCUCACGCUCUGCGGGUGCAGCCCAGCACACAGGAGGGGUUCUGGGCUCAAGCGCACACUGAAGCUGGGACAUGGGGAGCUUCUCCCCCCUCCCAGCACCCCAAGUCCUUCUCAGGGCUGCUCUCAAGUGGAUGUUGCCACGAGCAGGAUGCUCAGGGGAGGUCAGAAAUAGGCUGAAACAGGAAAAGAACUGGGCCGUGGGUACUGCGCAUCCCGUGCAUCACUGU